Alosa sapidissima (American shad) is the source of this 2832-nucleotide messenger RNA. It is a transcript of the gene ttc12, whose product is annotated as tetratricopeptide repeat domain 12. Bases 99 to 2237 code for a protein of 712 amino acids. The record is from RefSeq and is a predicted model, not a curated record. NCBI's taxonomy places the organism in Eukaryota, Metazoa, Chordata, Actinopteri, Clupeiformes, Clupeidae. The transcript is spliced from 21 exons. Gene Ontology annotation, molecular function: protein binding.
GAAACACUGCUUGUAAACUGUGUGCUGUGUCCUGUGCUUACUUGGUCAGCUUUAUAAUUUACACUGUGGAACAUCCUCGUUCAUGUGCAUCAUUCACAAUGGAAGACAGCGAAGGAUUUGAUGAUUUCCUGAAAAAUGUGGAUGCGAUAAGCGAGCUGGUGAAAGAGCUGUCUUCUGCUGACACGAGUAGCCACACCAAAGCUGUGGAGCGCGCGGACAGCUGGCUGGAGGCCUCUAAACGGAAGGCGCAUCAGAAAGGAGCCGUCAACCGGACUGUGAUUAACUCACGUAACCCAGCGGCAGCGACAGCCCAAGCGGACUUCCUCAGUGAUCCAGACACCAGUCAAGAGGCGUUCAUGAGGCUGCUGGAGAAGGAUGCUGAGGAGAGGAGGAAGAGCAGGAAAGCAAAGGAAGAGAAAUCCAACGCCCUGAAGGUCAGAGGCAACGUAGCCUUCUCUCAGGGGGACUAUCAGACUGCUGUGCAGCUCUACACGGAGGGACUGCUGCAGCUGCGAGAUAAGCAGGAGCUCUACACCAACCGGGCACAGGCGCUCAUCAAACUGCAGAGGUACACAGAGGCCAUCGCUGACUGUGAGUGGGCUUUAAAGUGUAAUGAGGAGUGUGUGAAGGCGUACGUGCACAUGGGUCGGGCGCAUCUCGGCCUUAAUCAGUAUGCAAAGGCGCGGGAGUGCUACAUAAGGAUCCUUGAGAUGGAGCCACAGCGAGAGGCCGUUGUGAAAGAUUAUUUAUUCCAGGUGGAGCUGGCGGAGCGCAGGGAGCAGGAGGAGCGAAGCGCGCAGGAGGAAUGUCAGAAGGAGCAGGAAGAGGCGGUGGAGGUGGUUUCCACGGCGACACAAGGGCUGCUGCAGCUCCUCCGGAAGCUGGACAAGCCUGAUGAAAUGAGCCUGUACUACUGCGGGGGAGUGGAGCUGCUGGCACACGCCAUCACUGACUGCACUGGGCAGACCAUCUUCAGGCUACAAAAAGGCUUCAGCAUCAUCAACGACAACCACACCAUCCUCAGAUGUCUCUUGCAGAAGUCUCAGGAUCCAUGUGCUGAAGACCUGUGCGUGGCUGUGUUGAAACUGUGGAAAGUCGUUUGCCAAGGAAAUGAGACGAAUCAACAGCUGUUGAUGGAGUGGGCUUGCGUGCGACAUGGUGUUGUGUCACUCUUGGCAUCCCCCUCGCUAGCGGUGCGGCGCGAGUGUGUGGCACUGCUGGCCACGUAUUCACACACCCGUUACGGACGAUGCCUGCUUCUGGACAACCUCGACUUGCACGUGUUAGUGAAGCACCUGAUGAAGUGUUUCUCCUGCCUGAGUGAUCUGGACACAAUGGUGCUGUCUGUGGUGGAGGGGCUGGCUCAGGAAAAGAAGUUCUGCCAGCAGAUGAGAGAAGAGGAGCUCCUCUCCUCUAUUGUCUCUCCAUUGACAUGUGCGCUGAAAAGCAUGUGUGGUCAGGAACAAAGCAGCCUCUCUUUCUACAUAUCUGUCAUUGGACGUCUGAUUCAUGACGCUGUCAUUCGUAAAACUCUAUCCAGCAGCCAGGAGUGCUGGGAAGCCUUCCUUGUUGCCAUGGAGGUGUGUAUCAGCCAUGAGAACAGAGAUGUGCUCUACUCACUCCUGGGUCUCAUGAUCAACCUCUCUUCUGACCACUCCCCAGCCAUCCAGGAGUGUGCUGUUCUGUGCUGCAGCAGGUGUUGUUCUCUGCUGACAGAUCCCAGCGGAGGAAUCAUCACGAGAGCAGUGGGUUUGUUGAGCAGACUUUUCCCCCAGUCCCCUGCUGCUGUUGAGGAAGCUGUGCAAUCUGGAGUUGUGAAGAAACUGCUGAAGAUCCUAAAGGCCCCAGGGCAGGACAGCACUAAGUACUCCAUCAGAGCGCUGGCUCAUUGCACAACGGUCAGCCACGACGCACGGACACAGCUCUGCACCCUGGACAAGAAGCUGCAAGUCCUGCGGCGUCUGGUGUGUGAGGGUGAGGCGUGUGUGGCGGGGAACGCUGCGCUGUGUGUGGGUCACUGCAUGUCGGUGCCUGGGGUGGCCCGUGGACUGCUGGAGACGGACUGCGUCCUGCUGCUGCUGCGCCAUGCUGCUGCCGAUGCAAAUGCUGAUGCCCUGCAGCGCAACGCUGCCAUCGCUCUCGCCAAGCUGUGCCAAGCUGAGCCCCGGCACAUGGUGAGACUACGGGAGCUCCAUGGACUAGAGAUCUUGCAUUCCUGUAUAAAGCUCAUCGCCUGACCAACCCCCAUGUAGGCACCAGCUAACACACACACACACACACACACAGCCCUCUACAAGCCCCAGCUUUACUGCAGGGCUGCCUACUGCUGAGUGAGUUGUUUCUUAAGCAGAGUAAGUCUGGACCCAGAGGUAGACUCUCCAGGCUCACUCAUAAACACACACACACACACACACACACACACACACACACACACACACACACACAGCCCUCUACAAGCCCCAGCUCUACUGCAGGGCUGCCUACUGCUGAGUGAGUUGUUUCUUAAGCAGAGUAAGUCUGGACCCAGAGGUGGACUCUCUAGGCUCACUCAUAAACACACACACACACACACACACACACACACACACACACACACACACAGUAUACUCCAAUACUGAACCUGACCUGACUCCAACUCUGCAGAUUCAUCUUCAGAAAGAAUAAAACAAUGCGAAGAUCAGAUCACAGAGCUGUGGCAGAGAUGGAUCUCAUUCCAAUUCUCACCAUCUCCGUGCCGGGUUAGAGCUGUAUUCCUUUUGUUACUGUGUUUUCCUUUGGUUCUUUUUGCUUUACUGGAAAUGCACACAAAUAAAAAUGUCUUCUGAGGAGAAA